Messenger RNA from Electrophorus electricus (electric eel), 7999 nucleotides. The record is from RefSeq and is a predicted model, not a curated record. Lineage: Eukaryota; Metazoa; Chordata; Actinopteri; Gymnotiformes; Gymnotidae.
CAGAGCACAGCUACAGAGGCUUCAGAGAUGAAACUGGAGAUCUGCUGGGAGACUGGAGUUCUGCUGGGAGACUGGAAUCAACUGUCCAUUAAUGCCCAGAACUCCUGCCAGAAUAGCUGAGAAUGAGAAUCAGACAAGCUGUGCCAGUUCUUUGGGGUUUGUGUGUAUGUGCAUGUGUGAGUCAAAAUCAGCAAUAUCAAUAUUCCAUCUGAGACACUGCAAUGGGACAGUUUGCAUCUAUAAUCAAACUGUGCAGAGAGAGAUAAUGUGAUUAAGUACUGAAAACACAGGGGGAGUGAGAGCUAGGUGUAUCAGGUGUCGCUACGUGGCAGUCAUUAGCCACAGAUUGGUCCCUCCUGAGUGGCUGAAGGCUGAAGUAGUGAUGCAGAGAUACAGGUCCACACAGCCCUCUGAGCUCCAGGGUGGCAGACGCAGUGAGGGGUGUUGAGGGCAGCGCCCCCGCGCCAGCCCCUGGUGUUAGUCAUGGCAUCUGGCUGGGUCAUGUGUGCCCACCACACAGUGUUUGCAGGAUGUCACUGAUUUCCAUAUAAAUGAUGACCCUGCAGCUUUUCUGGCAUGUUUUUUUUUGUUGUUGUUGUUGCCUACUCGAACUGAGCGAGACUCGAGUGAGAUGCUGGAGGAUGUGUAAUAGGUGCUGCUCUCCAGCUGUGAGGCACGUGGCUUGAUUGUUUGUGCAAAAGCAAGAGGUGGGUGAAUAGAGGAUGUGUGUGUGAGUGUGUGAGUGUGAGUGUGUGUGUGUGUGUGUGUUUGUGUGUGUGGGGCGUGGGGGUGACAGAGACCAGGGUUGGGCUUCCAGAUGGCUCAAUGCGUGUAUAGGUGCUGUCUGCUCACUACACCCUCUUGCCUCACUCCAUCUCACUGUGUAGGGUGAAUGUAAAUUAAUCUAAUUGACAGGCCAAUGCCUUGAAGACCAGUGCUCAUGCAUAGAGAAUAGACUCCCCCCUCCCUUCCGACCCACACACACACACACACACACACACACACACACACACACACACACACACACCUCCUGCUUACAUACUGUUUUGGUCUUUAGUGUCAGCACUUCAUAGUUUUACAUCUCUGCAACUAUCUUGCUCUACCCCCCUCCCCCCAGCACUAGGUGUCCUGUGAUCACAGCUCUCUCUCACUUGCCUUUUCUCUCAGUGAGCGUUCACUUCUUUCUCUCCCUCUCUCCGCGGGUCUUCGGCUCUGGUCGCUAGCCUCUUUCUCUGCUCCGAGCUUUUCCUCGGCCUGGGGCGGUUAGGCUGCGGGAAGGUGCUCAGUUCCCAGGCUGUGAGGAGGACUAAGUGGAGUGUUGCAGGCUGCCGGCACCAUGCCUCUAUGACUGAGGGCGACCGAAGGACUGCCGGUAUCUCGGGCAAAGCGAUCGAGUGCGGGAUAGAGAUGUAGAGCUCUGGGACCAUAGAACCACAGGACUGCAUGGGAUGGGUCACAUGAUCUUAUGUCACAUCCAGAGGCGGAUUUCUGCUGUCAUUCUCUUUGUCGACAUUUUGGAUCUCUCUCUUCAAACCCAGGUUCUUUGGCAUCUUGACAUCUUCCGCAGGAGCUUCCGGCAACUUACCAACCACAAGUGUAUGGAGGACUCGUGCAUCUUUUGUGCUCUGAAGAGCAUCUUUGCCCAGUUCCAGUUCAGCAGUGAGAAGGUUCUGCCGUCGGACGCCCUGCGCACCGCCUUGGCCAAGACCUACCAGGACGAGCAGCGCUUCCAGCUGGGCAUCAUGGACGACGCCGCCGAGUGCUUCGAGAACCUCCUGAUGCGUAUACACUUUCACAUCUCCGAUGAGACUAAGGAGGACAUCUGCACAGCCAAGCACUGCAUCCCACACCAGAAGUUUGCCAUGACACUGUUUGAACAGUGCGUGUGCAGUAGUUGUGGUGCCACUUCAGACCCACUGCCCUUCAUCCAGAUGGUACACUACAUUUCCACCACAUCGCUGUGCUGCAGUAACCAGGCCGUGCGCAUGCUGGAGUGCAGGGAGAAGCCUACACCGGACAUGUUUGGGGAGCUGCUCCGCAAUGCCAGCACCAUGGGAGACCUGCGCAACUGCCCAAGUAACUGCGGUGAGAUGUUGCGCAUUCGCCGGGUCCUGAUGAACUCUCCUGAGAUCAUCAGCAUUGGCCUGGUGUGGGAUUCGGACCACUCGGAUCUUGCCGAAGACGUCAUCCACAGCCUGGGCACCUGCCUGCGUCUGGGGGAUCUGUUCUACAGAGUGACAGAUGACCGGGCCAAGCAAUCAGAGCUCUACCUGGUGGGCAUGGUGUGUUACUACGGCAAGCACUACUCCACCUUCUUCUUCCAGACCAAGAUACGCAAGUGGAUGUACUUUGAUGACGCACAUGUGAAAGAGAUUGGGCCCAAGUGGAAGGACGUCGUGUCACGCUGUAUAAAGGGCCACUACCAGCCGCUGCUGUUGCUGUACGCUGACCCCAGAGGGACGCCUGUGGCAUCGCAGGAUGUGCCCGCAACUCAGCUAGACCUGCACCACUGCAGCAGAGCUGGUUAUGACAGUGAAGACUCUGGGAGGGAGCCAUCUAUCUCCAGUGACACACGCACAGACUCUUCCACAGACAGUUACAGUUAUAAGCACUCACGCUCACACCAUGACUCCAUGGCUUCCCACUUCUCAUCCGAGUCUCAGGGAACCGUGGUGUGCAACCAGGACAGCAGUGGCUCUCAGAACAGCGUGGACUCUGCAGGUGAGGUCCUGAAAGAGCAGCCCCCCGCUCUAUCCACUCCACGGCCCCCCUCCACAGGCCGUUCACAGGAUUAUAAGGAGGUGGGCAUAGUGACCCACCGCCGGCCCCUCUCCUCCUCCUCUAGCUCUGGCGUGGGGGGCUCCGAAGUGGGCGCGUGUGCCAGGGACUGGGAGGAUGAGAGCACCAGCAGUGAAUCCAAGUCCAGCUCCAGCGGGGGGCGCUACCGGCCAUCCUGGAAACCUAGACGAGAAAUCCUAAACAUCGACAGCAUCUUCAGCCAGGAGAGGCCCGGGCAACGGGACGGCUACGCUUCGCUGGGCGCGUCCCCGUUGCCCAAGGAUAGCAUGCCCCUGGGGGCCAAAGAGACUGUCACGGAGGCAGGAACUGAGACCCCAGGGGCUUCCGUGGUGCAGGCAGGAAAUGUGAUGGAUGGGGCAGGGGGCAUGUAUAACCCGCUGGCCAGGCGUCUUUCAGCUCCGCCCCCUCUGAGAGGAGCAGAGCAGCAACCAAGGCUGAUCCAGCGGAUGGAGAGUGGAUAUGAGAGCAGUGAGAGGAACAGUAACAGCCCUGUCAGCAUGGACAUGCUUCUCAGUGAAAACCCCAGCACCACUGUCCCCAGGGAGGCCAGCAGUAAGAAGCCCCUGACUUCGGGGCCAUCCUGGCGCACGGUGCCCAAAUCCAAGAGCACCAGUGCCAUGCUCCAAGACGUGGGGUCCCCUGCAUGGCAACACUGUACCGCCGGCCCGAGAGAGGGCCGCAGUGAACUGGACGAGCUGCAGGAGGAGGUGGCACGCAGGGCCAGGCAGCAGGAGCUGCAGAGGAGGAAGGAGAAGGAGAGGGAGGUGGCCAUGGGCUUCAACCCCAGACCCAGCAAGUUCAUGGACCUGGACGAGCUUCAGCACCAGGGCAAGGGGGGCAGUUUUGAGCGCUGUCUGGCUGAGGCAGACGCUCUGUUAGAGCAGUCUUGGCGCCUGGAGCAGGUGGGGGACCCGGCCGCCGCCCUGGCGCUCUCCUGCCAUGCUGUGUCUAAACUAAGAUUUUCCAUGCAUGAGGGCAGUGCUAACACUCAUAGCAGGACUAUGGCUGCUGACGCCAAGCUGCAAAAAUGCAUGAGGAGAGCUCGGGGCCUUCAGCAGCGCAUGCAGCAACAGCAAGAGCAGCCGCAGGAGCCCAGCCGCCCACAGGGGCCUUCCAGUGAACAGUCUGGCUCGGUCCAAAUACUGCUGACAGAAGAGGUCUGGGAAGGCAGUCAGGAUGCUGCCCUUGGCCCGCCGCCACCUGCCCAGAUGAAGCCACACUCCUCUAACAUGCUCUCUGCUUUGAACUGCCCACCACUCAGUGGUCCCCACCCCUCUCCACCUCAGCCACACCCACAAAAGCCCACUCAAGGCAGCGAUUGGUCAUCACAGAAAGAGGAGGAAUGGGGGGCCAGCAGACUGUCCGAUGUCCUGCAAGCAUCAGGGGUGCGGAACAAGCCCAUCCGUAAGCACCUGGCCAUCUCCCUGCCCUCUCUGCCCAUGGACUUCUGGGGCCCGGUGGGUGAGACCACAGAGCUGACCCAGCACCAGCAGCUUCCAGCUCAGCAUUUGCCCUCUCCCUCCGCAGGCCCUCCACCGUGGAAAGGCACCUCUGAUAGACCCAAUUGGAGCCCCCAUCCAAGUGUCCCUACCAGCCCCCUACCUGCAUCCGCCCAGCAUGAGGAGAGCCCCCAUCCAAGAGCCCCCAUAUGGCAAUCCGUGCACGACUCUCCCCUACCUCGCUCGCCUGUCCUAUCUGGCUCCAGCCCCAGACAGGCCCCACCUGCCACAGCCCGUCACUGGUCUUCCUGGAGCCUGGACCGCCCCAAUGCUGUGGUCACUCCCCACGAGACACCUCCAGACCAGAGUCACUUCGUCAGGCCUGCAGCCUCCCCCCGCUCUCCCGGAUGGUACGGACCUCCACGUAGUCCAGUGAGCAGGAACAAGAGCGCCACCAGGUAUUCCUACUCUCAGCGAGAGGCAAAGGUGGAGCCAGAGCCCGUGGAGUCUGAGGACCAGGAGCUCUCUGAGCUGGACUCGCUGUACCAGGCCAGUCUGCAGGCAGGCCCCAGCGUUGGCCGAGCCCUGCACGCAGCUAGCUCCCCAGCCUCGGCAAAGCCAGUUCCAGCUGCUGCAAGGAAGCUGCUGUCCGGGGUGGGGCGCUCUCGGACACCCACAGCUGAGCUGGAGAGGACUGCAUUCGGACCAGCAGGCUGCCACAGCCCCACUGGGCAGCUCAGCAUGGGGCUGCAGGAACAAUAUGGUGACCACAUGCACCGCGUCGCACGCAGCCUGAGCGGGACCGUCAUAGGACGACGACAAGACCACCUUGCUGUCUCCCGCAGCUUUGGUCCCAUCAUGUCACACUUUCCACCACAUGUCUUGCUCACAUGCUCCUCUUAUGUGUCCAUCGCGUCAUCCUGCCCUCCAUCCCCAUCCUGUCCAGGCCUGUGCUUCUCUACCACCCCUUCCCCAGCAGCCUGGGCCUUGGGUGGAUGCCCCAGGACGUGUCCAGAGGGUCGCCGAGCUUCUGGUUGUGUUUGACCGGGGUCAAGCUUCCUCCAGUGGGCAGUGCUGCCGUCCAGCACUAAACAGCAGGCCUCCCUGGCCUGCAGCCUCCUGGGGCUCCUGGCCUCCCCAGCACUGGGACGGUCCCCCAGACUGUCAACACACAUGGGACAAACUCAGUCCCCACAGCCCUGCAGAUUCACCCCACACACAUCUGUAUGAUAAUUGCAAUCUCCUCCCAGUGCCCAGUGUGCUUUCCCUGCUAUGCUAACAGCUAUGCUAACGCCCAGGUCCACUAGCAGCUGUGUAUGAAUGGAUCCAAAACUAGCCCGCCAGAGCUAUUGCUCCAUCUCCGUUUCCCAGGCCAACGUGAUGGGGCUCCUGUCACCUCGGUCACUCAUGUCAUGUGUUGCCUCCUGUGUCUUCUUGUCCAGAGUGCGGCCUCUUUGACGCUUUACCUGGCCAUGUGUAAUUGAUCUGGGAUGGCCUUCCUUAGGCCUUUUCUCCUUGCUUCUGUUCUGCACAGUGGGGGAGUUACACUGCAUUCCUCUCCUGACUAGGGCUGGCUGCUCUGCCCACAGCACGGUGAAUGGAGGGGCAGAGCCGAACUCCUUCACGUGGCAGCGUGGUGAUGGGUCAGCGGGAUGGAGCCGGCAGGUGUGUGUGUGUGUGUGUGUGUGUGUGUGUGUGUGUGUGUGUGUGUGUGUGUGUGUGUGUGCGCGUGUGUGCAUGCAACUAGCAGAGGUCAGGCUAGCAGCACGCUGAGGUACAGGAACGGCUCUGAGCCUCAUCUCUCCCGCAGUGAACCAUCCUACCCCGAGCACUUAACAUAAUUAAACGCACUGUGUGGAGCUGCAAAGCUAGCGAGAGCCAGCAACAUCCAUGCUAACUUUUUAAUAUCAGCGAGUUCCAUUUAGCCUCUGCACAGCCAUUGUGAUUAACGGGAGUGUGCGCACGUGCGUGCGUGCGUGCGUGCGUGCGUGUGUGCGUGCGUGCGUGUGUGUGUGUGUGUGUAAUGGGGGUGAGAGCAAGCUGUUAGUCCAAGCUGUUAGUCCAGUCCCUGCCCUAAAAAGCUAAACCUGAAAAAAGCCAAUAGCAUCUCCCCAGGCUGCUUAGUUCUCUGAAACCUUCAAAGGUCCAGAAUAUUUCUCUCUCCCCUCUUCUCCUACUCUGACAUUUUAGAAAGAAAUAACUUAUUUUUUGUAGGGUGGUGGGUAAGUAGUGUAGAGCUUGUACUGCUUUAUUGACUAAGUACUCAUCUACCCUGCAAAAAGAGAACAGUAGUGGAAGCUGCGCUUUUUUGUAAGUCUCUUGGCUCUGGUGCUUGGCCAGAGCAGGCAUGUGUAUGUGCAGUCGUGGAGAGGGGCAGAGCCAACUCCUCCUCCUCCUCCUUCUCUUCUCGUAUGGGCAUUCCCUGUAGCACACACCUGUUUUAUGUCUAGUGUUACAGGCAAAGACUGCUUUACUCAUUUUGACGGAAUAUAAACCAAUAAAUGAAUUUAUUGUAAAAAUAUGAAACCUAUGAAUACUUAUGAAAUAUAAAGAGGAAUGGAGAAACUCUACGUUAUGACAUUAUGGAAUGUUAAAAAAUUUUAGUGGUUAUAAUUAUUAUCUGCAUUAAGACGAGUAUAGUACACUUCAGAAGUGUAAAGCUGGAGUCAAACUGCUAUUUUAAUUGUAUUGACAGUUCUCCCAUUUGUACAGGGAGAUAUGCCAAGUUAAGCUUUCUUUUUAUUUCUUUUGUAACCUGCAAUGACACUGAUAACAUACCUAUGAGGCUGAUAUGACACUGAUAACAUAGCUAUGAGGCUGAUAUGAGCAUUUGGAAGGCAGUGGAGGGUAGUCAGCACCUCUGAUGUAAACAAGGGACACAGUCAUUCCAUGUAGUUUUAUGUCUCUUUGGAACCUUCCUUUGAAAACAAAAAUGUUCAAUUCUAAAUCAAACUACUUAAAAAUUGUUUGGCCCUGAUAGUUAUGGUGAUUUUAAAUAUUUAACAGGUUUCUCAGUGUUUCAGCAGUUUAUGAACAUUUUGCACAAAACUUAGAGACUUGAGAAAGGACUAGUUUCUGUUAUAACCAUAUUGUCAUAUAACUAAUGACUGAAAUAUCCUAGCAUAGUUCGACCAAUGGUCUACAGGACUUUGAGAUCACUGUAUAGUUUGAUUAUUGCAGUAUGUAACCCAUUGUCUUAAUCAUAUUAUAUCAUGAUAUCCAUUAUUUUUGCAUUAAAGCUAAGAGAUUAGUCCUAAAUUGUAAAUCUUUUUUUCCCAUUUCAUUCAGGCUUUACUUAAUGUUGUAUCAACCAAAGAUUGGCACUAACACAAAGAUAACCCAUAGCCCAUCACUGUUUCUUAUUCAUCUCUUUGUCAUGGAUGUUUGAGAAUGUAGCAGUGGUGUUGCCUGAGUAUGCUAUGCAACAAAAACGCACUCUCCUCGAGAACAACCAGCAAAGAGACAGACUGGGACAGGCCCAAGGGGAAGUCCUCCCUCUACCCCACUUUCCUUUUAACUGAGGAAAAAAAUGAUUUCCUGCUGAAUUGUGGAAUAUGUACAUAUUAAUGUCUGUACAAAUAACAACCUUUGAAUGCUAGCUGUAGCCAGAGAGAGAUAGAGUGAUGGAUUUCUCAAAGACGAAGACAGCAUUUUUGGUGGUUUUCCUGUUGGGGACUCAUUUGUAAAUGCUUGGGGCUGAGGGAACUUGUAUUUUUGCAAUAAAGUUAUUACCGAUGCACUCCUGCAGGGGCGCUGCACAA